Molecule: messenger RNA, 4069 nt
Organism: Syngnathoides biaculeatus (alligator pipefish)
Lineage: Eukaryota; Metazoa; Chordata; Actinopteri; Syngnathiformes; Syngnathidae
Gene: vcam1b
Product: vascular cell adhesion molecule 1b
Exons: 13
Coding region: 1103-3346 (747 amino acids)
Biological process (GO): cell adhesion
Molecular function (GO): integrin binding
Source: RefSeq, a predicted model, not a curated record
CUCCUCACUUCCUGUUUGCUCGUUUUCCACCAUCAACCGUGCGUCUCGUUGGCCGGCGCCGUCACGCGACCUCACCUUAGACCGCUCGCUCCGCGUGUGUGUGUGUCAGCUCCCGAUUGGCUGGCUCGCUCUGCGACGUGUACGCCACGCGGGCCUCCUUGUCGUUGGCCCCGCCCUACCCGCGUCCUCACAGUAGCGCGUCGUCAUACGGCGACGUCGGGACGCCGCUCGAGCCGCUCCGUUCCUUCGCUUGCGUCGGACUACGUCCCACUUCUAGAAGAUCCCACGCGCCCUGAAUGCAGCGCUCGUGCGGUGAGGCCACGGAGAAGGAACGCGGUUACCGCCGACGACGACGCCACGGAGAAAAUGCUCAAUGAGCGACGAACUUUGAGCCGGCCCGACCCCUUCUUCUCGUCACCAUUCCUGCGAUCUUCUACCUCUUCUGUUCGAGCCACUUUAAGUAGGAAGAGUUGACAGUCUUAAUCGUGUGCAUUUUUCUACGGACACGACAACGACGACCAGCCGAAAGAGACGACUGAGGCGUUUUUACGAAACGAGCGCUUCGUGUUCAUCCGCGCUUUGAUUUUGGAGGGAAGCAGCCUCUUUACGUCAAUCUGAGGCUUUUAUUUGAAACGCCCCUCAGGUCAUGGAUUGAUUUGGAAAGAAUCUUUCUUCAUCCUAAAGUUUUCCAUUGUGCAUCCUGAAUUUAUGACCGCGUCGUAAAGGUCAUCUUGUCGCGACCUUCAAGUGCUGCACUUUCUUCCGUUCUGGCGCAACGAUCCGCAACAUCGCGGAGGAAGACUGCGGCAAGGCUUGGAAAUAAAUCACGUCAAAGUUGUCGUUAGCGACAUGACGACUUCGUCGCUCAUCAAAAGUUGACCUUUCAGUGGAGGUCAACGUUGAAGUCAUCAGUCAAAGGGCAACUGAUUGCUGGCCUGUUGUGUGCUGAAUCAAGUGCAGUUCCUGUGCUCAGCAGAAGAGGGCGCCGCAGGAGGCACGCGCCCCGUUUCAGGUUUAGGUUGAGCUGCUCGCACGCGCGCACAAAGACCAACGCCGAGCUGAGACGGUUGCGGUUCUGGCCGUCGAACCGUCGGUAUCGGCGAUGCGUCCACUCGUCUGCUUCUUCUCAGGUGCGCUGAUGUGGUGGUGGUGGCGGUGCGUCCACGGCCUCCGGGUGGACAUUUCUCCCGGCAGGCCGCUCUUCAAGCUGGGCGAGCGCGGGCAGCUUUGGUGCUCCGUGAGCGAGUGCGCCGCGGCGCCCGUCGUCUCGUGGACGCCGCUCGGCGACCGGCCCCUCGACGCCGACGUGGAAACUCGGGGCCUUCUGUCGCUGCUGACCUUUGACCCCGUGGAGAUGCAGCACGAGGGUCCGCUGCUGUGUAAAGUCACGUGCGGGGAGCAGCGCAAACACGCGAAAACGCACGUCGGCCUUUACGCCUUCCCGUCGGACCCCGUCAUCCUCGGUCACGACACUGUCCGCGAGGGGGAGGAGUCUACGCUGACGUGCGAGGUGCGUGACCUUUACCCCGCCGAAAUGCUGACUCUGGAUUGGCUGAGAGGAGAGCAGGUGCUGCGCAGCGUCGCGGGGGAGGCCGGCGCCACCGCCGUCCGGUCGACUUACGGCUUCACGCCUCGUAGGGCGGAGUCGGGGCAAAACCUCACCUGCCGGGCCACUCUGGAACUGCGGGACCUGAUGCCCCGCGAACGCACCCGCCUCGUCCACGCCCGCAUCCGCGUCACGUUCGCUCCAGUGGUGACGGCGCUGUCGGACCCCGGCGCGGUGCCUUCGGGGUCCGUCCUGGUUCUGAAGUGCUCUGCCGCCGGCGACCCGCCGCCGGUCCUCACGUGGACGUUCAGGCCCGAGGGACGUGGGGCGCCGCAGGUCAAGGGUCACGGUGGGGAGCUGGCGCUGGUCGCACAGGAGGGGGAGUAUCGCUGCGAGGCGCACAACCAGGAGGGCAAAGACAGCAAGGCGGUCCGGGUUCAAGUCUACGCUCCACCCAGCAACACGUCCAUGUGGGUGCAUCCGGGUCAGGAAGUUCUGGAAGGCCAGCGGGUCACCUUCGUUUGUCGCUCGGACGGAGCCCCGCCCCCUAGCCUGGUGCUCAGGAGGGACGGAGCGGAGCUCCAGGUGUCGGACACCGCCCCCUCGCUAACCUUUAGCCUAAUGGCGCAGCCUCAAGACUCCGCCCACUACCAGUGCGCUGCCGCCAACGCCUUCGGAACGCAACGAGUCACGCGGCGCGUCGCCGUCACAGCCGUCAAUCAAUUGACGAUUUGUCGGUGGCGUGGCGGCGUUGUUGUUGUUGUGCGUUUGUGUGAAGCUCACCCGCUGCGCGUGGAGGUGCGCCCGCAGGUGGCGUCGGCGGCCGUGAAUUCCGCCGUUCUUCUGACGUGUGAAUGUUGGGGGUGUUCGUCGCCGCCCACGCUCACCUGGACGAGGACGGCACCCUCGGGCGCCGUCCCGCCGCCCCAAGAGGAGUCUCGCCUCGUCCUGCGGGACGUCCAGCCGCGGGACCGAGGAGGAUACGUGUGCCGGGCCACCUGCGACAACGUCACCAGGAGCGGCCGGGCCACCGUCCACGUCUACUCGCUGCCGUCCGAUCCGGUGGUGAGGGAGGGCGGGGCGGUGCCGCUGGGCCAGGAGGCGCGGCUCCGGUGCGACGUGAGGGACGUGUUCCCGGCCGAGCGGCUCCGUCUGUCGUGGCGGUGGGGCGACGAGAACCUGCCGGUCCGGACCUUCGAGCCCCGGCCGUCCCCGCGGAACAUCUCGGCCGUGCUGAGUCGCCGCGCCGACGCCGAGCGGCGCCUGGUGAGCUGCGAGGCCCGGCUGCUGACGGAGGCCGGCGCCGUGUGGAGGUCCAGGAAGUCCAGCGUGCUUCUCACCGUCCACUCUCCUCCCAGGAACACGACGGUCCUGGUUCUGCCGUCGGCGUCGGUGUCGGCGGGCCAGAACGUGACCGUGUUGUGUCGUUCCGGCGGUUUUCCGCCGCCCGGCGUCGUCCUGCGAAAAGUGUCGGACGGGACGGAGCGCCGCUCGGCCGACGGGAUCUUCCCAUUGGUCAACGUGACGGCCCGCGACUCGGGGCUCUACCGGGUCAACGCGACCAACGACUUGGGCCACCAGGUCCGGGUGUUCCGCCUCAACGUGACAGAGCCUAGCGUUAUGACUCCGCCCACUCUCACCGCCGUCCUGGUGCCGGCCACCGUCGGUGCGGUCGGAUUGGCCGCCGCCGCUCUGGUCCUGGACUACCUGAGAAGGUCCAAGAAGAAACGAUCCUACCGGCUGACGCCCUCAGAGCCUCCGGCUGAAGGCCACGCCCUCAGCGCCGCCCCCACCCUGUGAGAACCACCACCUUGGUCCAAAGAGACCACUCCGCCUUUCCCGUCGGGGGCUCAGCCGCCCGAGUCCGUGUCUCCCCCCCCCCCCUCCCCCCGUGCUCCAUUGGUCAAAAUUUUCCUUUUUUUCUGGCGGCCUUCAAAACUUUCACGUGAAUGCAAAAACGACACAAGCGAGAACUGCAGAAAACAAAGGACUCCCCCCUGCCGCUCACGCUCAGCCGCAGCACAAACACCAAGUUUGGAUUGGAACGGAAUGGCUACUCGACACAUUUGGAAUGUUCUGCGUGGGGGCAGCACCUCCACUCUUCAUAGUGUAGCGCCGCCCCUGGAGGAAAUCCUCAUGGACAGAGCUGGCGAAAUGCAAACGUGCAUCACCAUAAAGACGGAAACAGCUCCAAAAACAAAAACGGGGGGGGGGGGGGUGUUUCACUUCAAACUUCCGACGCUCAUCUGGAAAAGCGGGUCGCUUGGUCUUCGUUCCUUGGUGCGCUUCAAGUAAGCAGUUCGAAAAGUCACGCAGUAGUUCGCAAAUUUUCCCGGCCGACAUUUGAAAAAUGUCUCUUUUGAAUAUUUCAUAAAUUGACUGAUGCCGAAUGAUUUUUGAAAGGAAAUUCUGUGGACCAUGUCUAACAUGAAGAUUGUUUUGUUGUACUUCCGAUGGGUAUAAUCGAUGUGAUCGACGCGCGCUUAUUUUGGAAUAAAGAAGCCGAAAAGGAGACGGCUUUUU